ACGGAGACUGUAGAUCAGGUCUCGCAUCCUUUCUCCGCGGAUACAUACAGGCUCCUCACUUACGCAUAAUUGUGGGACGAUCUAGCACAGAACGCUCUGAAACGCAUACUUGCGAAUUUGACACAAACGAGCAACCUUGCCAUUCGCAUCCACGGGCAUCAUGGACGUAGAAACCUUCAGACGAGCUGCGCAUGCUGCAGUAGACGAGAUUUGCGAUCAUUAUCUUUCCAUGAGAGACAAACCCGUCACCGCUCAAGUCAAGCCCGGUUUUCUCACCGAUGCUCUGCCAGACGCGGCCCCAUCUUCUGGACAAGAUUGGUCACGCAUCAACGAAGACUUUCACUCGCUGGUCAUGCCUGGCAUGACGCAAUGGCAGCAUCCAAAGUUCAUGGCUUACUAUCCGGCUAAUGUAUCCUUCGAGGGUAUUCUGGGCGACAUGUGGGCCGCAGCUCUGACGAACCCGGGCUUCAACUGGAUUUGCAGCCCAAGUGUAACGGAGCUGGAGCUGAAAAUGAUGGAUUGGAUGGCUGAGGCUUUCCACCUCGAUCCUGCUUUCAAGCAAAGAGGCGGGCCUCAAAGCAAGGGCGGCGGAUUGAUCUUUGGCUCCGCCUCCGAAGCUACGUUGACGGUGGCGAUCGCUGCGCGAGAUCGCGCUCUUCGGCAUUUGACCGCCGCCUCGGGUCAAAUCGAGCCCUCACGAGAGUGGGCGGCGGAGGCUACGGGCAAGCUCGUGAUGUACGGCUCUACAGAGACGCACAGCGUGGGCAGCAAAGCCGCGCAGAUUCUGGGUCUACGUUUCCGGGCACUACCCGUCACACUUCAAAAUCGUCUAGCCUUGAGGGGCGACACUCUGGCAGCCGCAAUCAAGGAAGAUGUGAGCGCCGGAUUGGUACCAUUCAUGGUUUGCGCUACACUCGGAACCACGUCUACGAGUGCUGUCGACGCGCUAGACGAGAUUGCCUCGGCGGCAAUAAUGCCCACCAAAGUUGUUGAUGCGGAUGUGGCCGUACAUGACCACCUCGAUGGCUCAACGAAUGGCGCGAACGGUAACAGCACCGACUGCGCGCGUUCCGAGUCGCUGCCCCCAAUCUGGCUGCACGUAGAUGCCGCAUACGCAGGUCCUGCCCUCUGCCUGCCAGAGAUCCGAACGAAAUAUCAGAAAGAAUUGAGCGCCCUCAAUGCUAAGUUUGACAGCAUAUCUCUCAACAUGCACAAAUGGGGUCUUGUCAAUUUUGAUUGCUCUCCACUCUGGGUCAAGGACAGGGCCCAGCUCGCCGCCUCGCUCACGGUCACGCCCGAGUACCUCAAGACGACCGCAGCUGCCAAUGAUCCUUCUGUGCUUGAUCUAAGGAACUAUCAAAUUUCGCUUGGCAGACGUUUCCGCUCUUUGAAGGUAUGGUUCGUGCUUCGAAGUCAUGGCAUCGAAGGCUUGCGUCAGCAUUUGCGCGACGACAUCUUGCUAGCGGAACGUUUCAAGAGGCUCAUCGAAGACGAAGGCGACCCCUGGCAGCUAGUCGAAUUCAACUUUGCCCUCCUCGUCAUUCGUCUCAAACCCGCCUCUACCGACGCUGAUCCCGAUUCGCGCACCCGCGCUCUCUGGGCAGCUCUGGAAAAGCGCAAUGAUGAGCUUUUGCUCACCCAAACCUCCAUUCCUGGGGCUGGAUUCUGCAUCCGUAUCGCUUUGGGUUGUCCUAGGACGCAAGAGCGCGAUGUGGACGAUGCCUUUGCUGUCUUGAAACUUGCUGCUACCGAAGCCAAGCUCGUUUAAGCAUUCGCAUCCUGAAUCCCUCAAAUCUGCCUCUUUUGCAAAUCUCGCUUUACCUGUCCUUGCCACUUCAUGAAUCAAUGAUGAUCCUGAUCAAAUCAUGAAUGCUUCUCUCGGCCUCGGCUUUCUAGGCUGGAGCACGUCAUCGUGAUGGCAUUCGGAGCAGG
Molecule: messenger RNA, 1932 nt
Organism: Ceraceosorus guamensis
Lineage: Eukaryota; Fungi; Basidiomycota; Exobasidiomycetes; Ceraceosorales; Ceraceosoraceae
Product: PLP-dependent transferase
Exons: 9
Coding region: 161-1768 (535 amino acids)
Biological process (GO): amino acid metabolic process
Molecular function (GO): carboxy-lyase activity; pyridoxal phosphate binding
Source: RefSeq, a predicted model, not a curated record